This is a messenger RNA of Anopheles maculipalpis, 1713 nucleotides long. RefSeq names its product excitatory amino acid transporter (gene Eaat2). The record is from RefSeq and is a predicted model, not a curated record. The transcript has 5 exons. Lineage: Eukaryota; Metazoa; Arthropoda; Insecta; Diptera; Culicidae. Gene Ontology annotation, molecular function: glutamate:sodium symporter activity; neutral L-amino acid transmembrane transporter activity; L-glutamate transmembrane transporter activity. Gene Ontology annotation, biological process: L-glutamate transmembrane transport. Gene Ontology annotation, cellular component: plasma membrane. The coding region runs from base 37 to 1713 and encodes 558 amino acids.
ACGGUGCAAAGCAGCCGCUAAAAACGCCCUCCUCGGAUGUGUUUGGUGCACGAGAUGGCACAAAGUCAGCAGAGCUUUUUGAAACAAGAAGCGGGCCACUUGAGUCGAGAAGAUAAGCUGCUGAAAAUGGGCGAUCAUCGUUCAAAUUGGAGACGAGUGUUGGGGGACAAUAAACUUAUACUCAUCACACUGAGUGGAGUCCUGCUGGGAGUAAUCAUAGGAUUUACAUUUCGACCGUUAGGUCUUUCAAGUGAUUCGCUGAUGCUUAUCGCCUACCCAGGAGAACUGUUUAUGCGCGUACUAAAGCUAAUGAUUCUUCCACUUGUCAUUGCGAGCCUAAUUAGUGGUUCUUCCAGUCUGAAUGCGAAACUGAAUGGCAAAAUUGCUCUCCGAACAUUUGUGUAUUUUUUGACCACAUCACUGUUGAACGCAAUCCUUGGAACUUCACUAGCGCUUAUAAUACAUCCAGGCAACCCGACCACCGACGAUGCAGUGCAAACAGAUUUAUUGAGAGAUACACCGCUUAGCAAAACUAAAACGGUUAGUCUUAUGGACAGUGUUCUGGACCUUGGACGGAACAUCUUCCCAGACAACAUCUUCCAGGCAGCUCUACAACAAGCCCACACCGUCUACGUUCCCAAGGAAACGGUCGGAUUAGCGGCAAAUAGUACCGAGCUGUCCCAAACAUCUGCUCCAAUAACAUCCAGUUCCGUUAAUCUCGUCGACUGGUCCGAAUCGAAUGUGGAAUGGACACGUAUUGUGGAGUACCGGUCGGGGACCAACUCCCUCGGGAUUGUUUUCUUCUGUCUAGUGUUUGGCACUCUGCUGGGAACGAUCGGUCGCAAGGGGUACGUGGUGGUGCAGUUUUUCUCAGCCAUCUUUGAUGUGAUCAUGAAGAUGGUGACCGGUGUGAUGUGGCUCACACCGAUUGGCAUUAGCAGUGUGAUUGCAGGCAAAAUUCUGAGUGUUGAUGACAUUGGUUUCGUGAUGACGCAGCUUGCCUGGUUUAUCUUCACCAUUGCGCUUGGAGUGUUCCUAUACCAGUGGAUCAUCUUGCAAGCGAUCUAUUUUGUGUUUAUUCGCAAAAACCCGUUCCGAUUCUAUCUUGGGCUGGUGCAACCUAUCUUGACGGGCUUCGCAACAGCUUCCACGGCCGCUGCCUUACCGUUGACGUUUCGCUGCAUGAACGAGCGGUUGAAGAUUGAUUCGCGCAUAACACGCUUUGUGCUUCCGAUCGGCUGCAACAUCAACAUGGAUGGGACAGCGCUGUUCAUUUCAGUGGCCUCUAUCUUUAUCGCGCAGAUGAGCAACAUGACACUGAACGUGGGACAGGUGGUGACUGUCGUGCUGACCUCAACUGCCGCCUCUAUGAGCUCGGCCAGUAUUCCUUCCGCAGCGCUUGUACUCCUUCUGAUCGCCCUAUCGGCGAUCGAUGCUCCGAUCAACAAUGCGACGCUACUAUUUGCCAUCGAUUGGUUUGUCGAUCGUAUUCGAACAACUAACAAUCUGCUGGGCGAUUGUUACGCUGCCGCAGUGGUGGAGCAUCUGUCCCGGAACGAGCUGAAAAUUUCCGACAUUGAUGCGUACUACAAGGAUGACGACAUCACGUCAGACGACCAGUGUGAGCAGGAUGCUAACGGCAAGCGGAAACUAUCCUUCCCUAAUUCUGUGAUUUUAAACGUAGAAGUAUCGACACCUGUUUCUAACACUUAG